GGAGAGUGUAUCCAUGGAAACAUGACUUCACCUAACAUUUUGUUUGUUCCCAGAAGCUUGAACUAUAAAACAGGAAGCACAAAGUCAAAAACGAAAAAUGUUCAAUUAGUUACAUUGCCUGCUCAAAAUAAAAAACAAGCAGAAAUCAAAGUUUCUAGUUUUCAAAAUGCAACUCCUUUGGAAAAUAUUUCUCCUCCUGCACCACUGGAUACCUCAAAUGAUGAGGUAAAAAAGUUAAGUUCUGAACAAAGAUGGCCUGAUAUUGAUGAGCCUGUAUGUGUUGUUUGUGGAAAAUAUGGUGAGUAUAUAUGUGAUAAAACAGAUGAAGAUAUAUGCAGUCUAGAGUGUAAAUACAAACAUUUAAAUUGUAACACUGUUGAUGAUUUAAUAACUUGCCACGAAUUUAAUGAACUCUCUUUUGACUCAUUUUAUGAGUCUAGAGUCAAGUAUAAAUUACAUCCAGUGGUAGCAUCUAUGGCCUCUGAAAAACUUAAUUUUAUUAGAGAUAAGUUUGAAAUUAAAGUUAAAGGUGUACACAAAGCUCCGAUAUUGUUGGAAUUUCGUGAUUUUAAUUUCCCUGCUCAACUUUUCAAGAAUCUAGAAGAAAAUAACUAUAAAACUCCUACACCAGUCCAAAUGCAAGUUGUUCCACUGUGUAUGCUUGGUCAUGAUGUGUUAGUUUCAGCAGCAACUAGUAGUGGAAAAACAGCAAGUUUUUUACUGCCAAUUAUUUGGGCUGUUCAUGAAUGUGUAGGUUUGCUUCCAAGGUCACACAACUACUGCAGCAAACCAAUAGCUCUUGUUAUAGCUCCUACUAGAGAACUUUGCAUUCAAAUAGAAGAACAAGCAAAAGCACUUUCUAAAUCUAUACCAAAUUUUUCAACAGCAUUGCUUAUUGGUGGUAAUCCUCUUCCGAUUCAAUUGCACAGAUUAAAACACAAGAUUCAGUUAGUGAUUGGCACUCCUGGAAGACUCAAUGAUAUUCUGCAAAAUUAUAAAGAUUAUUUAUGCUUUGAUCAAAUAAAAAUAGUUGCUAUAGACGAGGUAGAUGUUAUGCUACACAUGGGAUUUGAAAAUCAGAUUAAAUCCAUUAUUGAUGCUGUCCCUUGGAAACCACAAAUGAUGAUGUUUUCUGCUACAAUCCCACCGGCUAUUGAAACAUUGGCUCAAAGUAUGAUGGAAAAUCCAGUUAUGGUGUCAGUGGGAAUAUCUGGACUUCCAAAUGCACAUGUUAAACAACUGGUUUUGUGGGUAGAAGAAGCCUCAAAAAGAAAAAAAUUGUUUACUAUUUUAAAUGACUCAAAGUACUUUACCCCACCUAUGCUGAUAUUUGUUGAAUCAAAGAAAGGUGCAGAUUUGCUCUGUGAUGCUUUGACUCAGAAAUUUUCCUUAAAGUGUGAAUCCAUGCAUUCAGAUAAAACACAAUCAGAACGAACUUUGAUAGUAAACAAUUUUUUAACUGGGUCAUUUGACAUUCUUGUAUCCACCAAUAUCUUAGGUCGUGGAAUAGAUCUUCCAAAUGUGAGACAGGUGCUGUUGUUUGAUUUCCCGAAUUCUAUCGAAGAAUAUGUUCACCAAGUAGGGAGAGCUGGACAGUUACAUUCUUAUGGCUUGUCGAUUGCCUUUAUUAAUAAUUCUAAUAAACAUAUUUUCCUUGAUCUAAAAGAACUUUUUGAAACAACAAAAGGCAAUUUACCUUUUGAAAUAUUAAGUUCACCUUAUUUGCAAACUUUAAGAGAAACUAGAUUAAAGUUGUAUAAAGAAGGAAAGUUAAAACGAAAGCAUGGAAUUGAUGAAGACCUUAAUUCACAGAAUUUAUUACAAAUAUUGACCAAGUCUUACAAAAGAUAAUUG
Hydra vulgaris (swiftwater hydra) is the source of this 1854-nucleotide messenger RNA. RefSeq lists its product as uncharacterized. NCBI's taxonomy places the organism in Eukaryota, Metazoa, Cnidaria, Hydrozoa, Anthoathecata, Hydridae. Gene Ontology annotation, molecular function: RNA binding; ATP binding; RNA helicase activity. The record is from RefSeq and is a predicted model, not a curated record.